UCAGUUUAACAUUUUGAAGACUUUAAGUUUCAAAGCUUUCGAUGAGUUAUUUGGUUAGAUCAGGUGAUAAAUAAAAGUUAGUGUAAUUCACCGACAACCUGGUCAUCUAUUAUUUAUUCAGAUUAUGCCACGGAUUAUCAAAAAACUUGCAAGAGGGUUAUCGAAAGUCAGACACCGAAAAAUGUCAAAACAAAGCGAUGAGAUUUUAUUGACGAACAAAAACUUGACGUCCUUUCCGAGCAACUCUAACUACUCUCGUCUCUCCAGAUUUUGUGUUUUGCUGGACUUGUCCCAGAACCAGAUCAAACAUCUUGACUUCCUCUGUGGUUUCUCUGUGCUUCGAACUCUGAUCCUGGAUGACAAUCUAGUGGGAAGUGUGUUCAAGUGCACUCAGCAGACGGACUCAUUGCAGAACCUGUCAAUCAACCGAAACCAGAUCACAAACCUCCCUGUUUUCCUCAACAACCUCAAAAGCUUCUUCCCAAAUCUCCUUUGGUUAUCAAUGAUGAACAACGAGGCAGCCCCCAGCUACUUCAACGGGGGGUCCAAGUUCGAACACAAUGACUACCGGAUGUUCGUGUCCUUCAAACUGCCAGAGCUCCUCUUUCUCGACUGUGAAAAGAUCAGUGAUGAAGAGAGACAGCAGGGUGUGAACAGAUACUCACCUAGACCACGACACACCACCAUGCACGAGAACCUUGCAUAUGAUUCAUAAAAAUUAUAUGGUAACAAUGAAAUACAAUAUUUAGCAUGACGUUGUGAUUGAAGUAUUUUUUUAUUAUUUCAUGAUGCAAAAUUGUGGCCUUGAGUUUAUCCCGCG
Messenger RNA from Symsagittifera roscoffensis, 820 nucleotides. RefSeq names its product leucine-rich melanocyte differentiation-associated protein-like. The transcript is spliced from 3 exons. Gene Ontology annotation, molecular function: protein binding. The record is from RefSeq and is a predicted model, not a curated record. NCBI's taxonomy places the organism in Eukaryota, Metazoa, Xenacoelomorpha, Acoela, Convolutidae. Bases 125 to 715 code for a protein of 196 amino acids.